AUCGAAGUCUCGCAAGAUGGGUUUUAGUGUUUCUGCAGCCAAUAAUAAUACGCGACGGCUCCGACCAGUCACGCCCACUGCCAGUGACGCUUCCAUUUCAGUACAGGAAACAGAACGCUGUGGUUUGUUUACGCUGAGGAACAUUGUAGCGGCCGAUGGUGGAUUUACAAUGUUGCGUCUCCUGCUGUUUAGACUAUUUAGGUUGCAUUGAAGUUUUUUUUGGCUAAUAAUAGUUUAUGUAUCUUCUGUUCGUUUACACGGAUUUCCAGGACAAAGACUACUUUCUGUUUAUGAACUCAAAUAGAGUGCAAUUGCCAGCUGUAGCUAUAGUGAAGUCGAACUUGUCAACAUAAUUAUUUACUUAGAAAACACCAGAAGAAUUGCUCCAAAAUAUUUGAAUGUGACUUUUCCAAUCUAACUAAAAACCAGUGAAGAUGGACGUCAGUGUCUCCGUGUCGUUCUUUCAAGACGAGCUCGCCUCUACCAUCGAGCACGCAGUGAAAGCGGCUGUAGACACCGUCUUGUGCCAAAUCACAAAAGUUGUCGGCGGCAAAUUCACUGAAUUCCGAAUGGAAAUGGCUGGAAAGGAGAAAGAGAAUGAAAGUCUGAAGCUGAGAUUGGAAAUAUCAGAGAGCGAGUUGAAAGCAGUGCGGGAAUGCAUGAACGCUGCAGAUGCAGACAUUAAACAACCUCUCAGAAACAUGAACCCCGACUGCAAUGAACAAGACUUUCAGAGGAAUGAGAACCAGGGAUUAUUCAUCAGAGUUCAAGGUACUGAAGAGAGACACUCUUUCAUUGAAGCAAAGGAGGGGCCAGUGAUGGAAGCUGUUUACUCAGAAGACAACAUCUUUGAUCAGGAGUGGUGUGGAUGUCUCAUGGAGAUUAAAGAGAUGACAAGUGCUGAAGGUGUAGAGGUCCCUGAACUUGAAUCUGUCCACAUUAAAGAGGAGGCCCCAGAACUGGACUGUGUUCACAUCACAGAGGAAGUUUUGAAAAAAAAUAAAGUAAAUUCACUAGAGAAUAUAGUUAAGAUGGAAUCUAGCCAUUGUGAAGAUUAUCCUCCUGAACAGAUCUGCAUGAAACCCAAUCAGCCUGUCUCUGAAGACACUGGUUCUAGUGUUGGAGAAGAGGGCACUGUGCUGGGGUCCAUUCAGAGGAAACAUCACCCCCCUCAGGAAAGAGCUGCAGAUGGAAAGGAGGAAGGAGCGAUGCCGUCCACGAGCAGCACAGCAUCUUCUAAAGUAGAUGAAGGAGAACACGACUCCACUCCAUCACCCCGCUGCAAAAACUCUUCCAGUGUCAAACCACAGUGCAGGAAACACAGAGAGACGACACCACAAGAAGAACAUUUAAAAACAUUGAGAUUACUGAAGAGUACUGAGACUGCACAUUCUGUGUGUGUGAACAAUUCUGAAACCCGGGGCAACUUGAAGACCUUGUCUUGUUCUACUGAAGAUGGGAAGAGUUCCUGGCAAUUAGGCUGUCGUAAAACUUACAAGCGAAAUUGCACAGGAGGGACUCCAUUUCCCUGCACAUAUUGUGGAAAGUUUUUCAGGUAUUUAUCAAAGCUUAAAAGUCACCAACUAAUUCACACAGGAGAGAAACCUUACCACUGUAAUGCAUGUGAGAAGAGUUUCAAUCAGUUACAAAAUCUUAAAACACACCAGCGAAUUCACACAGGAGAAAAACCAUACCACUGUAAUGAAUGUGAGAAGAGUUUCAAUCAGUUGCAAAAUCUUAAAAAACACCAACAAAUUCACACAGGAGAGAAACGUUACCACUGUAAUGAAUGUGAGAAGAGUUUCAAUCAGUUACAAAAUCUUAAAAGUCACCAUCGAAUUCACACAGGAGAAAAACCUUACCACUGUAAUGAAUGUGAGAAGAGUUUCAAUCAGUUACAAAAUCUUAAAAAACACCAACGAAUUCACAGAGGACCACUGAAAUGAAUGUGGGGGGGGAGUGUCACUUGAACAGACAAUCUUACAACACAUUCACAUAGGAGCUUGAUUUUGGUGUUUGAUAGAGUACAUCCAGAUUUUCCUGUGUACCGUUUCUCAAGCAAAACUUAUCUGAAGCAGAGGAGAGGAGCAGCAACUGGCUGUGGUUGAGACGGAAAGAUUCUGGCUGGGGAUCUCAAGCACAAUAGAAAGAAAGAAACGCUGAUGUACAGGUAAGUAAGCUGGGUUGAGUUGAGUGGGGGACGGAGGGGGGUGAUGCUGGGACGCCAGAAUCACCGUCGAGCCCUCUUGAGGUGUCGUGGGCUAGUCGACGUAACACCGAGGAUGGAAGGUGCCCACUUGAAGACCCCAGAGAUGUACCCUACUUAGUUCAAUCCAGACGGCUGUCAUGCUGAUGCGCUGGGGAGACCACACUGUGGUUGAUCCCCGGAGCCAGCAUCGCAGCCGUUGUGUGUGCUGAUGCGCCAGGGAGGCAAAAUAAGCUGAUCCCUGGAGCCAGCAUUACACUUCAGCCAUCAACACCAGACAGAAGGAUAUCUACAUCAUCAUAUGGAAGGAAACACAAAUGGAUGGAGACACAGAUGGAUCACAUUAGUUUACUGUAAAGCUGCGUCUUAGUUGGUGCUUAUCUUGGCGAGAGCCGAGUUCAAAUCACCAUGAAGUUUUAACAUCUACUCUCGUGUAAUGGAAAUCAGUAAUCUUGAUACUUCUCACUUGCAAAAGCAAAACAAAGGAAGAAAACACAGGAGUCUACAUAAAGUACAGCAUUUUAAAUGGCACACAAUUAUGCUGAGAUGGGAAGUACAUGGUAACGUGACAAACUUUUACAGUCAAGACUGUUUUGGAUUAUUUAUAAUGACUUUGAUGGAUAGAAAGUGAAUAUGUAUGUUUAUAAAAAUAUUCUCAAAUACUGUCUUUUGAUUCUGUGCACCCAAAGACUUGUAAUUAAAAGUUUUAAAAUUACUGUUUGGUAUUCCGUCCUCAACCAGGAGUGUGUCAGUUCCAAACUGUUGUGACGUAAAUCAUAUAUUAAAUAAACAAGAAAGAAAUGAAAUUGCUUGAUCAGAUUAUCCAGAUUAUUGCAAAUGUGGUACCAUUCAGUUGAGUGGAAAUUGUAAAGGAGUACUUGAGCUGAAACGUUCAGACAGAAGAGGUACAGUUCAAAAAAAAGGUUGAAAAUCAAUUACUUAACUAAUAAAGGCCCUAUGCAUAUCUGGUUAUUGAUAUCUCACAGUAACACCUUGACUGGAGCACACUGAACAAAAGGUAUUCUAUGCAGGGAGAUCAAAAGAGCAUGUAUGCAAUCCCCUUUUAGGCUUGGAACAAUUAAUUAUUAUUUGUUUAUUUAGCAGACACCUUUAUCCAAGGUGACUUACAGAGACUAGGGUGUGUGAACUAUGCAUCAGCUGCAGAGUCACUUACAACUACGUCUUUUCUUUUCUUUAACCACUGGACCACACAGCCUCCUAAUGCUUACAAGAAAAGACAAAGAGAGCUAAACAUUAGGACUGUUUUAACAUCAUCUUGAUUAAAGUUGAGCGUAGUGGAGGUUGGCUGGUGUGAGCUGGUGCUUAGGAGAGUUUUGUGCUUCAUUGACAGCAGUGACUCAGCCUGAAACCACAAGGUGUGUUUAUUUGAAAGUGUUCGUAUUGUUUUGUUUAACCUUGUGACAGGGCUAGGAGCCCUGCUCAUGAAAAAGGGGCGGGGCAAAGCCAUGCCAUAAAUGUACUAUUUAUUUUUAGAACAUGGUACCCCUCUGCCCCUGUGCAAUUUAUUAUUUUGUAUUUGUUUUGUUGUAUUAUUAUUAUUAUUAUUAUUAUUAUUAUUAUUAUUAUUAGUCGUUAUUGUUUUGGUUUAUUUAUAAAUAUGAUGGUGGAGUCGUGUUUUGCUAUUGUUUUGUAUUGUUUGGCAGAGUGGAUGGGAAGCCCCAUCCACAUUAAAAACCCUUGUGCACAAGGUGACCAUCUCCCGAGUUAAUUAAUUGUUUAAUUGUUGCUAAUCGGCAGAUGGUCACCUGCAUAUAAGCCUGCAGCUCUCUGCACUCGGGGUGGGUGUUCGGAAGUGGAGAAAGAGAGCGACAGAAACAAAACUAAAAUAAAUCUAGGAACAGUGGAGGCGAUUUGCCCCGCCUGACCUGGAAUAGUUAUUAUCUUGUUCGUGAUUAUUUUGUUUAAACUUUUAUUGUGUGCUGUGAGCAGUGUUUUUUUUUUUUGUUAAAAAAACUUUUAUUUUUGUUAUUUAAAUAAACGUUUUUUGCCCUGCAGUACUUGCCUUUGUUUUCCUUCCUGCUUCUGCCCUGAUGUCACCCCUACAUCCAUCCCGUCACAAACCUGUUUACACUUUCUGCCUCUGGGUCUGCUUCCUGGCACCACGCGUGGUAAGGACAGCAUCACUCUCUGUCUGUUACUGUCACAAAGUAGAGCCAGAGGCACAAGCUGCAGGUUCGAACGCCAUUACACACAUUAAAUCAGACAAUUAACAAACAAAAGACACAAACAAUCAAACACAGGAACUAACAAAUAGGCGCAGUGGCCAAAAUAAACAGGUUAAACAAUACAAACAUUUUCAAUU
Messenger RNA from Acipenser ruthenus (sterlet), 4529 nucleotides. Its product is annotated as zinc finger protein 782-like. NCBI's taxonomy places the organism in Eukaryota, Metazoa, Chordata, Actinopteri, Acipenseriformes, Acipenseridae. The record is from RefSeq and is a predicted model, not a curated record. Gene Ontology annotation, biological process: regulation of transcription by RNA polymerase II. Gene Ontology annotation, molecular function: DNA-binding transcription factor activity, RNA polymerase II-specific; RNA polymerase II cis-regulatory region sequence-specific DNA binding. The coding region runs from base 435 to 1946 and encodes 503 amino acids. The transcript is spliced from 3 exons.